This is a messenger RNA of Astrephomene gubernaculifera, 4227 nucleotides long. NCBI's taxonomy places the organism in Eukaryota, Viridiplantae, Chlorophyta, Chlorophyceae, Chlamydomonadales, Astrephomenaceae. The record is from the annotation of a GenBank genome assembly.
CGCAUUGCGUUUUGCAAUUGAUUCUUCUAUCAGAUGCCACGGCGUUCUGUUGAGUUCGGACACUCUGUUCAAACUUAUGAGUUCUGACUUAUUUAACGCCUUGUCGCCGCUCCUGCAUGACGUUUUCUCUUUGGCGAUAUGUCUGGACGGCUAGUCAUACUGGUGCUCCUCCUUGUGGACGUUGCUAUUGCCCAAGAGUUGUCCCUUGGUCUAAAUGGACUUCUCGAGGGCUUUGAGCUUGGUCAUGGCUUUAGGGCCGCCUGGCUGAGGGCCGUUUCUCGGCCGCAUUCUCAGCAACAUUUCCCGCCUAAAACGGGUUUAUCCUCUUCGUCUUCGGACAGCCCUCCGUCCGACAGCUCGCCGCACAUUCGCGGCGAUGCUGCGUUCCUAUUCCAUCCUUACUGCAACUUCACGACGUGCUGCAGCAGGCGGACCAGCUUAAGCCUCAGUUACCGCGCUUCACAAUUUACAGCGAGGCUGGGCUCGGCGGCACCACCACCCCUUCUGGCUUGCGGUCCUCGCCCCACAAGUCCAGGCAACCCCUCCAUCCCAUGUCAUCCGCCGCUUGACGCUCAGCCCCUUCUCCAGGGCAUCCAAACUCGGGUGCAGCUGUCACUACACUCCAUCCGCACGCAGCUGCUGCAGCUGGGCGGCACCAUCGCUCAGCGUGCGCUUGCGGCACAGCUGCAGCUGCUCUACCAGCCACGCACAAAGCUACUGGCCCUCGCACCCGCAGCCCCUCCUCCAUCUUUCCCCUCCUCCUCCAACUCCUCCUCCUCACCAGCGGUUUCGGCUGAGGAAGAGGCACAGCAGCACCCAACGGAGCCUGUACCAGAGGGACAGCGGCAGCAAACUCAACAUCCACAAGAGGGGCCGGAUGCAGCAGUGACAGAGGCUGGGACGGCCGUGGACAAUGACACAAUGGAGGACACAACUGCAGCGCCGAGUGAAGAGGCCUCCCCUUCCCCCGCACCAGCCCCGUCUCCAACAGUUGACCUGGAAACGACAGGGGCGGAGGCGGCUGAGCAAACACACGCAGGUGCUGCUGCUGCUGCUGCUGCGGAGGUCGCUGAGGAGGAGGCGGCUUCAGCCAGCGUCUUGACGCCACUCCCCGAGGCCUCGCGGACACUAGGGACCGCAGAGGAGGGCGGCGAUGGUGGUGGUGGCAAUGGUGGGCUAGAACUCCCUGACACCCCGAGAACCGCAAGGGGCAGAGGGCAAAGGGAACACCGGAUACAGCAGGAUGCUCUGACAGGGCCGGCGGGAGCAGCAGAAGCACCUGCAGACGGAGUCCCAACAGCUGUAACAGCCGAUAGGGGUCGGGGCGGCGUUCUGGAGCUGGGUCAGGGCGGAGAGAGCGCUGCUGGAUUUGGUUCAAGUAGCAGUAGCAGCAGAAUCUGCCUUGUUGGGGGCGACGGCAGCGGCCUUCUGCAGGGCGUUGCAGUCGCGGUUGGGGGCGGCAUGCCGGCUGAGCUGUUGGCUGAGCUGGAGGGGCUGCUGGUGGCAGGCGGGGCGGAGGCGCUGCUGAUGCGGUCGCAGCAGCAGUGGGAGGGGGAGCAGCAGCAGCAGGACCAGCAGUGCGGGUGGGGACAGGAUGGGGAGGAGAACAUGCAGCCCCAGCAGCAGCAGCCUCAAGCAUGGGGUGUCGUCGAGAGGGGUGCUGCUGCUCACGCUUUAGCGGCUGUCGGUGUCGCUACCCCUACCUCUGCUCCCCGCGAGGAUACGGAGGCCGCUGGCGCUGCUGGUGGCAGUGACGACGGAAGACUCCAUGCCGGGGCAGCCGAGGAUAACACUGAGGGCGCCGCUGCUUCCGGCUGCCUCUGUACUGACGUUACGCACAAUUUGGAGCAGCCGGUGACAGCGGCGCCGGACAGUAAACCGGGCAACGCUGGGUUGCGUACGGCAGUUAUCGCCGUCGCCACUGCAACCGCAGUCGCGCUGGUUGUUGGUAUGGCGGCUGCCAUACUUCAGCGCAAGGCUGUCGCGGAGGUGAAACGCCGCGAAGCAGCGGCCCGGACCGCCCUUGAAACGGAGCUCCGAAACCAGCACGCGCGCGAUAUAGCUCGGCUCCGAAAUCAGCACGGUGAGGAGCUUCAGGCGCUCCGAAACCAUUACGAAUUGAAGAGGAUUCCAGAUCUCCAGACGGAGUUCAACAGUCAUUUGCAGGAGCUCCGAAACCAGCAUGAGGUUGCCAUCGGUCAGCUCCAAAACAAGAUCUUAGAAGCUAACGUCGAGGCACAACGUCAGCUUGCAGCCCGGCGGGCGGCUUUACGUCUAGCAAUUUCGGCGCGUCGCGCCGCAGCCGCGGCUGCCGUGCAUUUAGCCACGCGGGUUCCGGAGCUCCAACGCGGCCAAGUGGCGCUGGCGGAGGCCCUGGCAGCGGCGACGCGGGAGUGGCGGCGGCGCGGCGAGUCCCUAGCGGCGGCGCUGCAGCGGUGUCGUACAGGCGCCGAGCGACUGGCGGCGUCGGCGGCGGUAGCGGCGGAACGCUCGGCUGCGGCGGAGCGACGUCAGUGGGAGGCGACGGCUGCUGCGUUGGCGGCGGCGGAGGCGACGCGUCGGAGCGAGGUGGCGGCGGUGCAGGAGCAGCUGGAAGCGGAGCUCGAGGACACGCGCCGUCAGCUGUCGUACACGUCAGCCGCCGCAGCGGCCCAGCGUGUGACGAUUGGUACGGCACUAGGGGAGCUGCGCCGCCGCCACCGCAGCAACGUGCGGGCGUGGUUGGCGAUGCGCGCGUGGCUGGGUGUCCAAGUGACGGAGCUGGCGGAGAGGGCGGGGAAACUGGCCUCCCAGCACCGCUCCCAGCUGGAAGGCGCCCGGGGUGCGGUGGCGGGUCUGCAGGCGCGGGUGGUGCUCAUGCAGCAGCAGCUGGAGCAGCAGGUGUCUGCCGCUUGUGAGGCUCGCCGCACCAACGGAGAGUUGUUGGAGUUGUUGGGGGAGAAGGACGCGACCAUCACGCUGUUGGAAGGGGAGCUGGCCAGCGUUAGGAUGGCGCUAGACUCCCAGCGGGCCCAGUGCGGCGACCUGUCCCGCACCCUCACCUCCACUGAUGAGGCCCUGGAGGCGGCCAUGCAGGAGGGCAAGCAGCUCGCGGAGCAGCUGGAGGAGGCCGAGGCCGCUGCUCGCGCGGCUGAGGAGCGGUCCGCUCAGCUGCAGGCAGCAAAUCGCAUGCUGGAUGAAAAGCUCAAGGAGUUCACGGACAUGGCGGCCACGCUAGCCAGGCUGCAGGACACCUUUGUGGCCCCCGCCCAGGCUCGCGCCGCUGCGUUGGAGUCUCAGCUGGCGGCGGAGAGGGCGGCGGCGCAGGCGGCGGUGGAGGAGCGGGACAGCCGGCUUGAGGCGGCGGCGGCGGAGCUGGCGGAGGCGAAGAGGGAGCUCGAGGCGCACCAGCGGGCGAGGACGGAGAUGGCGGAGAAGCUGGAACGGCGCGAGCGGGAGCUGACGGCGUUGCAGGCCGAGCUCUCCGAGCUGGCUCGUCGCGAGGAGGAGUCCCUGGAGGCCGCCCUCGCAGCAUCCUCCGCAUCAGCCGGAGGCGCCCCUGGCCUGGGGGGUCUUGGCGGCGGCCCUACCUCCUCCUCCGCGCGACCCGGCGCAGCUGCCAGUCUGGGCGGCCUGAGUCACCCGCUGCUCUCCCUCCUGCUGCAGGACCCCUCCUCGGGGGCUGCCGCCGCGGCCGGGGGGGUUGGCGCUGCUGCGACCGCCGCAGGUCUUGCUAAUGCCGCCGCCGCGAACAGUGUGCUGCAGCAGCUGCUGCCGCAACUGCUGCCGGCGCUGCAGCUGCAGCUGCCCUCCACGCCGCCUCAGCCGCCGCCUGCUGCUGCUGCUGCUGCGGGUGCUGUGCAACAAUCCAACCCUCAUCCUCAACCCCAUCCUUCCCACGCAGCGCCACAACACCAGCAGCCAUCCACCCAUUCACAUCCAGCUCACCCUCAACCUCAUCCUCACAGCCAGCAAAGCCAACACCAAACCCAAGCAGGACAACAGUCACACCAACCACUCCAACCACAACACAGCGGCUCCUCCCCACUCGCACCCCAUCAGCCGCAACAGCACCAAGUCCUGCCCCUGCUGCCCCUGCCCGCCGACACGAAGGGUUUCCUGGCGGCGGCAGCGGCCGCACCGCCCAGCAGCGCCGCAGGGGUGCUGGCGGCGGCGGCAGCAGCGGCAGCAGCGUAUGGAAAUCUGGGGGGCGCGGGCGGUGGCAUGGGGGGUGGUAUUGCCAGCAGC